AUGAGCAAGGUCGUCUUCGUCGGAAAUGUUCCCUACAACAUGGGCGAGGAUCAACUCAUAGAUGUGUUCAAAUCCGUUGGCGAAGUCAUCGGCUUCAGACUUGUAUUCGAUAGAGAAACAGGAAAAGCGAAAGGCUACGGGUUUUGUGAAUUUGCCGAUCAUGAAACAGCAAUGUCGGCCGUUCGCAAUCUGAACAAUGUCGACGUCGGUGGCCGGCCUUUGCGCAUAGAUCUUGCGGAUUCCGACCCAUUCCUUGAAGGCAAGACCACCGUCAGGGGCGAAAUCAUUGACGGUGGUGAGACCAGGGCUCAAUGGCGUGAGCGUGAGCGAGAGCGUGAUGACCGUGACAAAAGUACCGGCAGUUUUGCGUCAAGCACCGGCGGCCUAUCAAGAACGGAUUCGAACACAAGCAUCGGGGGCUUGCCCCCUGGGAUACCCGUACCGCCUGGCAUUACUGCGGAAGACAUGAUCACUGAAAACCUCGCCCAUAUACCUCCAGAUCAACUAAUGGAAGUGCUCGCCCAGAUGAAGGCUUUCAUCAUCACACAUCCGGACCAAGCGCGACAGCUCCUCGUAUCAAAUCCUCAGCUCGCUUAUGCACUGUUUGAGGCGCUACUUCUCAAUAACAUUGUUGAUCAAGAGAUAUUGAACGUGAUGCUUGCCGCAUCUGUUCGUUCCCGUGGCUCAGCCCCACCCUCUGUGGCAAGCCCAUAUACGCAACCUCUGCCCUACCAACAACCUGCGCCCUCAAUACCCUAUACCCAGCCAGCAGUGCAGCCAACGCAGCAUGUGCAACCACAGCCCCCCAUGCUACCCACCUCUGGGGCUCCGUAUGCUCAACCGCCGGUAGUGCCUCCGUACACCGCAUAUCGCUCCGCGCCACCCUCCGUACCUGCGCCGCCGCAAACGCCCACACAAACCGCGACUCUACCUGUGCAAGAUUACGGUGAUCCGGCCCAAAGAGACAUGCUCAUGCGGAUCCUCAGCCUCACUCCGGAGCAGAUAUCGUCUUUACCGCAACAAGAACGCGAUGGCAUCCAACAGAUUCGGAACCAAGUCAAAUCCUUGGGCAGCAUUCCAGUAUGA
Punctularia strigosozonata HHB-11173 SS5 is the source of this 1086-nucleotide messenger RNA. RefSeq lists its product as uncharacterized. Bases 1 to 1086 code for a protein of 361 amino acids. NCBI's taxonomy places the organism in Eukaryota, Fungi, Basidiomycota, Agaricomycetes, Corticiales, Punctulariaceae. Gene Ontology annotation, molecular function: mRNA binding. The transcript has 9 exons. Gene Ontology annotation, cellular component: mRNA cleavage and polyadenylation specificity factor complex. Gene Ontology annotation, biological process: mRNA 3'-end processing. The record is from RefSeq and is a predicted model, not a curated record.